Cetraspora pellucida is the source of this 639-nucleotide messenger RNA. The record is from the annotation of a GenBank genome assembly. NCBI's taxonomy places the organism in Eukaryota, Fungi, Glomeromycota, Glomeromycetes, Diversisporales, Gigasporaceae.
AUGCCUCCUAAGGGUCGAAAACAGAAACCUGAACUUCAACGGAAUGAAGUUGAUUCAGCAUUAAAUGCUCUAAGAUCUGGUCCAUCUGCUUCUAUUAUAAAGCCACGAAAUGCAAGUAAACCUACUACUCAACCCCUUAAUAUUGACAUCAAUAACAUCGAUAACAAUACUCAAAACUCUCCUUGUGAAAUUGAUUUAGCAUCAGAUGCUUUAAGAUCUGGUCUAUCUACUUCUAUUAUAAAGAAGCCACGAAAUGCAACUUCAACUAAAGAAAAUGAAACAAUGAAAUUAAUAUUAGAAAUAACUAAACAAGUACUUAUGCAAAAUAUGUCAAUUAUAGAAAAACAAGACGCUCUUGAGAGUGUGUUUAAUGUGAGAGGCCAUGAUAAUGAAUGGUGGCAGAAAGGAGCGAUAAAAGGUAUCAAGAAAGCUAUAGAUAAUUGGCUUUAUCCUAACAAUAAAAUAUAUGAACAGGCCAUUCGAAAAGAACUUGAGAUGUUACCGACUGUUAAUUUGGAAAGUUCAGAAUCUGAGAUAAUUACUUGGAAAGCAAGUGAAGAAGUCCAAUGGUGUUUAGAAAACUUGGAUAGUACUGUUGAAGAAGAAGAUAAGACGUAUCUUCAGAUGGUUGCCAAGAAA